Molecule: messenger RNA, 1801 nt
Organism: Canariomyces notabilis
Lineage: Eukaryota; Fungi; Ascomycota; Sordariomycetes; Sordariales; Chaetomiaceae
Product: PLP-dependent transferase
Exons: 5
Coding region: 164-1723 (519 amino acids)
Biological process (GO): sphingosine biosynthetic process; ceramide biosynthetic process
Cellular component (GO): endoplasmic reticulum
Molecular function (GO): pyridoxal phosphate binding; serine C-palmitoyltransferase activity
Source: RefSeq, a predicted model, not a curated record
ACCGCGCAUACACACUCUUCCCGGCGGUCUCGUUUUGUGUUCGACGUUUUGAUCACCUUGCAUUGCAGAGCAGCGCCGCUCGACAAUUACCCGAGUCCUGCCCGACGACAUUAAAAGAACGGAAAGGGCGGGAAAAGCGCGAAAAACCGACACUCUGCACAAGAUGGAUCUACACGAGGUGCAGUCGCACCUGAAUCAAUGGCUCGACGAAGCGGUCGUCGUCUUCCAAAAGGUUCCUGGCUCGGCCGUCCUCAUCCGCUACGUCCGCUCCAGCUACCAGAACGACCCGGUUCGGUCAGCCAUUGAGCUGGUGCUGUUCAUCUUCUUUAUUCGAUACCUGCUCGCGCCGAGCUACUCGACUUCGAAGCAGAAUUAUGUCAAGCUGACGGAGGAUGAAAUUGACGAGCUAGUCGACGAAUGGACACCCGAGCCUCUCGUGCCAGCACCGACACCAGCCGAGGAAGCCGAGCUGGAGAAGCUGCCUGUUCUUGUUGGGCCGACAGGGCCGAAAUCGAAGCUCGCCAACGGCAAGACAGUUACAAACCUCGCCUCGUACAACUUCUACAACCUUAAUGCCAACGAACAGAUCAAGGAGAAGGCCAUUCAGACCCUGCGCACCUACGGCGUGGGCCCUUGCGGCCCACCGCAAUUCUACGGCACCCAGGAUGUUCACAUGAAGACCGAAGCUGAUAUCGCGUCGUACCUCGGCACCGAAGGAUGCAUUGUAUACUCGAAUUCGUUCGCUACCAUUUCGAGCGUGAUCCCGGCGUUUUGCAAGAGAGGAGACGUCAUUGUUGCUGACCGAGCGGUUAACUGCUCCAUCCGCCGCGGCCUGGAAAUCUCGCGGAGCAGCAUCAAGUGGUACAAUCACAACGACCUAGAAGAUCUUGAGCGCGUCAUGCGCAAGGUGGUGCAGGAGCAGGCCCGGAAGAAGCUGACGAGGCGGUUUAUUGUCACUGAGGCGUUGUUUGAGACGAUCGGAGAUGUCAAUAAUUUGCCUAAGCUGAUCGAGCUUAAAGAAAAAUACAAAUUCCGCAUCAUCCUUGACGAGACAUGGUCCUUUGGCGUGCUCGGCCGCACAGGCCGCGGUCUUACGGAGGCGCAAAAUGUCGAUCCUCAGCAGGUGGACAUGAUCGUUGGCUCCAUGGCCGGCCCUCUCUGCGCCGGAGGCGGCUUCUGCGCAGGCUCCAAGGACGUGGUGGAGCACCAACGUAUCACGUCGGCCGCAUUCACUUUCUCUGCCGCACUACCAGCCAUGCUUGCCAUGACGGCCAGCGAGAGCCUCAACGUGCUGCAAUCGAACCCAGAAAUUCUGCAGCAAUGCCGUGAGAACAUCCGGCUCAUGCGGGCGCAGCUGGACCCGCGGAGCGACUGGGUCAUGUGUACAAGCGCCCCCGAAAAUCCCAUCAUGAUCUUGGUGCUCAAACCUGAAGUCAUCAAGGCCAGGCGGCUCAGCGUUGAGGACCAGGACAGGCUGAUGCAGGAGUGUGUUGACGAGGCCCUCGCCAACGGCGUGCUCAUCUCGCGUCUCAAGGGCAAUUCCAUCACGAUCCAUACGAGUCUCAAGGACGGGACCUGGGCAGUUCAGCCCGCACUCAAGGUCUGUGUCACGACGGGCCUGUCCAAGAAGGACAUCGAGAAGGCUGGCGUAACCAUCAGGCAUGCCAUCACCAAGGUUAUGACUCGCAAGACGAACAAUAAGCUUGGGGUCCCGGCUGCCUAGAUGGGCAGCGGCUGAUGUGACAGGAUAGUGCUAUUCGGAGGGUGUAUAAAUAUAGAAGGCUUAUAGAGCAGGGUAAUG